UCUCAACACACCUGGCUGUAAUUUAUUUCACGUUAAUUAAUAAUUCGCUAGCUUGUUUUUUCUUCCAAAAAAUGGCGACCAAUUUAAACUAUAUACGAGUCGUCUCCUCGUUAUUGGUUUUGUUGUCUGUGCGCGGCUUUUCUUUCGCUGAAAAAAGUCUCGGACUUGAAAUAAAAUGCGGAGAAGUCCGCGUGAGAAUCACCGUAAAGCGACAGUUUUUCGAGGAGAACCGUAUUCCGUUCCGACCGGAAUAUCUUCGACUUGGACCAAACUCAACACAGCAGAGGUCAUGCGGACCAGAGACACCAAUGUCUCAAUCUGAAAUGGUCCUCUCUGCAGGACUACAAGAAUGUGGGUCUGAGUCCAGAGUUCAUGGUGAGUGGCUUGUGUAUUCCAACCGGCUGGUACUGUUUCCGGCUGCAGUUCCCACCUCUGCAGGCAGUGUGAUAGUUAGAGGGGCAACUACUGUCAUACCUGUUGAGUGCCAUUAUAAGAGGAAGCAGACAGUGAAUGGAGAACCAUUAACCCCAACCUGGUUACCCAUGACAUCCACUGUUGGUGUCAUUGGCCUUCUGCACUUCUCCCUCCGUACCAUGACAGAUGGCUGUACGUCUCUACGUAGUUCCUCAGUGUAUCAGCAGGGGGAAGCAGUGUUUUUGGAGGCCAGUGUGGAGGCCCCUCUGCACCCUCCUCUUACUCUAUAUGUCGACUACUGUGUGGCUACCCUGAAGCCCGAUCCUCUCUCCUUGCCAAGCUACAGGUUUAUCACUAAACAUGGGUGUCUUUUGGACAGUGUAGUGCCAGGGUCUUCAUCUAAAUUCCUCCCCAGGGAGCGAGAUAGCAGAUUAUGCUUCAGUGUGCAAGCCUUCCACUUCAACCAGGAGUCCUCUGAACAGAUGUUCAUCAGCUGCCACCUUAGGGCCACUCUGAAACAGAGUUCACAUAGCCACCUUAAUAAAGCCUGCUUCUUCCACAGGCCCACAUUCAGCUGGCAUGCCACAGAGGGAGACACUGCUCUGUGCGAGUGCUGUGACUCAGAUGACUGCCAUACACAGACUGAAGAGGAGACCAGUGACCACACAGGACACACACAUCAACCAGAUGCAGAAAAGAAGCAUGAGGCGGACACAACCGUUGGGCCACUUCACACGCUGCCACGCUCCCAUUGGACAGGCCGUCUGUCAGUCAAUUACUAAAGAGCCUUUGUCUUUACAGUUAGGUGGUUACAGGGACUGUCGAGACCAAAACCAGUUGUUUGACAAUAAAGCAUUCAUCACAUGUUGUUUUCUCUCAUGACUCAUCAUUAAAGUUGAAAUUUGAAUUGUAAAAAUAUAUAGUUAAAAACCAUGGAUAGCCAUGAACGCUGUAGCAAUGGCUACUGGCUACUUAUUUAUACUUUGAGGCACCUAUAAAACCAGUUUAAAGCUCCCACCUGUCAGACAUUUAUUUUUCUCUGUGGCAAUAUGUGUUCUUCAUCUCAGACUGUGUCAGUUAAAUGAUACUACCUAAAUAUGUUUCUGUAAAUGUUUGUAAUUACAACUACAAUAACACGCUGCAAACUGUCUGAACUCUCUCUGUAGUAUAACACUUCCAUGCUGUGUGCCAGUAUAGUGAGUCAGUGCUGUUCCUGUUUUGACUGAGGAUGCUCCUAAACCAGAACGGGUCGGUCAGUCGGUCAUGCAUACUUGUAGGA
This is a messenger RNA of Morone saxatilis (striped sea-bass), 1693 nucleotides long. RefSeq names its product zona pellucida sperm-binding protein 3-like. The coding region runs from base 72 to 1196 and encodes 374 amino acids. Gene Ontology annotation, molecular function: acrosin binding. Gene Ontology annotation, cellular component: extracellular matrix. NCBI's taxonomy places the organism in Eukaryota, Metazoa, Chordata, Actinopteri, Moronidae. The transcript is spliced from 8 exons. The record is from RefSeq and is a predicted model, not a curated record. Gene Ontology annotation, biological process: positive regulation of acrosome reaction; egg coat formation; binding of sperm to zona pellucida.